Ochotona curzoniae (black-lipped pika) is the source of this 2263-nucleotide messenger RNA. RefSeq names its product myocardial zonula adherens protein (gene MYZAP). Gene Ontology annotation, cellular component: RNA polymerase II, holoenzyme; intracellular anatomical structure; nuclear envelope. The record is from RefSeq and is a predicted model, not a curated record. The coding region runs from base 1 to 1401 and encodes 466 amino acids. NCBI's taxonomy places the organism in Eukaryota, Metazoa, Chordata, Mammalia, Lagomorpha, Ochotonidae. The transcript is spliced from 13 exons. Gene Ontology annotation, biological process: intracellular signal transduction; maintenance of ER location.
AUGCUGCGCUCCACGUCCACCGUCACCCUGCUUUCGGGCAGCGGCUCCAGGGCGCCCGGGACGCCCAGCCGGAGGGCCAAUGUCUGUAGGCUACGGCUGACCGUCCCUCCGGAUAGUCCAGCUCCUGAGCAAACUGAAAAAAAGAUCGAGAGAAAAGAUCAGCCUCCUGACAUAAGCAAUGCAGAGCCUCCCAGGAAACUUCCUCAAGGGGUUGUUUAUGGUGUGGUGCGAAGAUCCGAUCAAAACCAGCAGAAAGAAAUGGUGGUGUACGGGUGGUCAACCAGUCAACUGAAAGAAGAGAUGAACUACAUCAAGGAUGUACGAGCCACUUUGGAGAAAGUAAGGAAGCGAAUGUUUGGAGACUACGAUGAAAUGCGGCAUAAGAUUCGGCAGCUCACUCAGGAUCUGUCAGUUACCCGAGCUCAGCAGGACUAUCUGGAGAAUCACAUCGAAGCCCAGUCAUCAGCCCUGGAUAGCUUUAAUGCCAUGAACUCAGCUUUGGCGUCGGACUCCAUUGGUCUGCAGAAAACCCUUGUGGAUGUUACUUUGGAAAAUAGCAACAUUAAGGAUCAGAUUAGAAAUUUGCAGAAGACAUAUGAAGCAUCCAUGGAGAAGCUACAGGAGAAACAGAGGCAGUUAGAUGUGGCACAAGUUGAAAACCAGCUGCUGAAAAUGAAGGUGGAAGCAUCCCAAGAAGCCAAUGCGGAGGUGCUGCGAGAGAUGACUAGGAAGCUGUACAGCCAGUAUGAGGAGAAGCUGCAGGCGGAGCAGCAGAAGCACAGUGCCGAAAAGGAGGCCCUUCUGGAAGAAACCAAUAGUUUCCUGAAGGCAAUUGAAGAAGCCAAUAAAAAGAUGCAGGCAGCAGAAAUCAGCCUAGAAGAGAAAGACCAGAGGAUUGGAGAGCUUGACCGGCUGAUUGAGCGGAUGGAAAAGGAACGGCAUCAGCUCCAACUUCAGCUAGCAGAACAUGAAACAGAACUGUCAGGGGAAGUGGCUGAUUCUGACAAGGAGAGGUAUCAGCAGCUGGAGGAAGCAUCGGCCAGCCUCCGGGAGCGCAUCAGACACCUUGACGAUAUGGUGCACUGCCAGCAGAAGAAGGUCAAGCAGAUGGUCGAGGAGAUUGAGUCAUUAAAGAAAAAAUUGCAACAGAAACAGCUCUUAAUAUUGCAGCUUUUAGAGAAGAUCUCUUUCUUGGAAGGAGAGAAUAAUGAACUACAAAGCAGGCUGGACUAUUUAACGGAAACUCAGUCCAAGACGGAAGUGGAAACCAGAGAGAUUGGAGUGGGCUGUGAUCUCCUUCCCAGCCCAACAGGCAGGACUCGAGAAAUCGUGAUGCCUUCCAGGAACUACACCCCAUACACAAGGGUCCUGGAACUGACCAUGAAGAAAAACCUGACUUAGAGAUGUGCACAUCUUACAAAUGGAGAGGCCUCAUAACCUCGAGACUUCAAGUCAGGAGAGGGUGCCUGUUCUUUCCUUAUUUAUACAGUAUAAGCACAAAUGGAAAUUGCUGGAGUUCUGAUCUGCUUCUAAGAUGUGAGGGAAAGUGGAGGUAGCAAGGACAGGCAAGAGACGGGUGAGUACACAAGGUCGUAUUUCAAACACCCAAAGGAUCCUGCUGCCCUGCCUUGUGACUAGCUUCUGUGUGGCACCGAAGUCUCUCCAGAAUUCCCCCGUAAUUUAUCUUCCAGUUUUCAAAGCUUCGGUUGGAUGGGGCAAGGGCAUUCAUUUGAAGUUUCAUGUUAUUCACACCAGGAUCAUUUGUUACAGCAUGAAGAUUUUGUUUACCCGUAAAAGUAUUAGGGGCAGGGUUUCCCUGGCAGAGGGAAGCCUGCCAGUCAAGAACAGGGGCAUCUGAAGAAACUUGAACGUGGGACAAGCAUUUCCCGCAGCUCUUUCCUCUUGUUCCCUAGGAGCCCUGUGGCAUUGUGGGAGCCUCAGUUACAGACUUGUGUGGACCAGGCAAACUUCACUCUUGUGCAUUAAUCCUUUGGUUUCAUCUGUGCCUUGUAUCUUUACUGGGUCAACUGAAAUCAACUGUAUUUAUUUAAACUGUGAUUGGUUGUUUUUGCUUUGUUUUUGUUUUUUUUUUCUUUCUCACUUUAACUUAAAGAAACUUUUCUGUGUUCUGGAGAUUUCAUCUUUUAAUUUUUGUGUAUCAUUCUGUGUUUUUGUCUAAUGAAUGAAUAAUCUUUCACACACGUUUUUCUUUGAUAUUGUAACCUACAGCACCUAUGUUUAAUAAAAACCAUAUAUUUUGUUC